AUGAGCAGAGACGAUUCCAAAUCAGUACUCAAUGCCUUUGAUUUUCAAGCAAUCGAUGAGAUGGACCCAUCACUUUCUGAAGGCCACAGAAUUGUCUACGAAAGAGAGGUCCCUUUCGAGCUCAGAAUCCAGGACAAUGACACUGGGCCACAAGAGGUCGGAACUCUUGAGGCAAUCAAGGUCAAGAUCCUCGUCCUUGGAGAGGAUGGCAAUCCAGAGCAGAUUAGAGUUGAGCUCAGUUCUGAGAACGAUAUGUUUUUCCACUACACCCAUAAUAUCGAAGAGGGAUCAUUCAGUAAGGUCCAGGAGACCCAGAAAUUAAUGGUAGAAUACCCGGAUUAUCCAAAUAUACUGAUAAAAAUGCUAAACAGCUGUAUAAAAGAGCCACAUUCCUUCUUAGCAGUUUUCAUCAUGCAAAGAGAUGGCAGCGCCAGGCUUGAUUUCAUCCAAAAUAUGGAAUACAAAUUUGUUGAAUUAUUGUCAUGAGAUUUUGAUGCCAGUACAGAGGAAACUAUCAGACAACAGAUAACCUUCAGGUAUAACGCAGUAAAGUCUAAAUUAGCAAUAAUGCAAGCCAGAUUGCAGGAUAUUAACGCCAUUGUGAAGGUGAAGAAUCCUUCCUUGCUCCUGCAACUACAGAAAGCCCCUAUGCAUAAUCAAUCAUCCAUGAAAAGUUCGAUGAUGUAGAAAUUG
Moneuplotes crassus is the source of this 693-nucleotide messenger RNA. Lineage: Eukaryota; Ciliophora; Spirotrichea; Euplotida; Euplotidae. The record is from the annotation of a GenBank genome assembly.